Messenger RNA from Gossypium arboreum, 1957 nucleotides. RefSeq names its product putative E3 ubiquitin-protein ligase XBAT31. Bases 307 to 1644 code for a protein of 445 amino acids. Gene Ontology annotation, molecular function: protein binding. The transcript is spliced from 8 exons. The record is from RefSeq and is a predicted model, not a curated record. NCBI's taxonomy places the organism in Eukaryota, Viridiplantae, Streptophyta, Magnoliopsida, Malvales, Malvaceae.
UAAUCUAAUUUGAUAUAUCUGAUAACUGCCUGACAACUCUGUCCCGGUAGCUGACACGGGCAGCUAAAAAGAAAACUCCAACAUUUAUAAAAAAGGAAAAACUAAAAACUAAAAUAGAAAAAUACUUUUUUUUUUCUUUAAAAUUUUUUUCCCAUCACUCGCUUUUAAAGACAAACUACUUGAAUAUGAAUUUUUUUUUCUAAAUUAAGAGAGGCCAGACCACCACCCGCCACCACAGGAGGGCGUCGCCGGCGACGGUGGUGAAGGGUCGUAGGAAGUGUAAAGCCCGUUUUGUUAUCUUAAAAGAUGGGUCAAGGGCUGAGUUGUGGAGCGAGUCAAGAGAAUGUAUUGUUUAGUGCAGUUCAAGUUGGAGACCUUGAAACUGUGGAAGCUUUAGUAAAGAGAGAAUCCAAUCUUUUACAUCAUACGACUGUUUAUGAUCGCCACUCUGCUCUUCAUAUAGCUGCUGCUUAUGGCCAGAUCGAGAUUUUGGCUAUGCUUUUGGAGAAAUCCGUGAACCCGGACGUAGUGAAUCGUCAAAAGCAGACUCCCCUUAUGUUGGCUGCAAUGCAUGGGAAUAUCUCUUGCGUGAAGAAGCUGAUUGAAGCUGGGGCAAAUAUCUUAAUGUUUGAUUCAAUUCAUGGAAGAACUUGCUUGCACUAUGCAGCCUAUUAUGGUCACUCUGACUGCCUUCAGGCUAUUCUCUCUGCUGCUCAAUCUAGCCCUGUUGCUGUUUCAUGGGGAUAUGCACGUUUUGUGAAUAUAAGAGAUGCCAAGGGAGCUACUCCCUUGCACUUAGCAGCUCGUCAAAGGCGGCCUGAUUGCGUACAUAUCCUGUUAGACAAUGGUGCUCUUGUUUGUGCUUCAACUGGUGGAUAUGGUUGUCCAGGAAGCACACCUCUUCAUUUAGCUGCUAGAGGUGGAUCUCUUGAUUGCAUCCGCAAGUUGUUGGCAUGGGGUGCGGACCGUCUUCAAAGAGAUGCAUCCGGGAGAAUACCUUAUGUAGUUGCUCUAAAGCACAAGCAUGGGGCAUGUGCAGCUCUGCUAAAUCCUUCAUCAGCAGAACCUAUUGUCUGGCCGGCACCUUUAAAGUUUAUUAGUGAGCUUAAUGAGGAGGCAAAAACACUAUUAGAACAAGCCUUAAUGGAUGCAAACCGGGAAAGAGAAAAGAACAUCCUGAAGGGAACAGCUUCCUCAAUUCCAUCACCUUCACAAUCUGAUUCUGGGUUAGAUGACAAUAUCUCUGAGGCUAGUGAUACUGAACUAUGCUGCAUAUGCUUUGAGCAAAUCUGCACAAUUGAAGUUCAAGACUGUGGUCACCAGAUGUGUGCACAAUGCACACUGGCAUUAUGCUGCCACAACAAGCCAAACCCUACAACUGCAAGUCUAACACCCCCCGCAUGCCCCUUUUGCCGGAGCACCAUUGUCCGAUUGGUGGUAGCCAAGAUAAAGAAUCAUGAUGAUGUGGAUCAUGACAUCGGAGAUGUUAGUUCCUCAAAGCUGAGAAAAACAAGGAAGUCAAGGAAUUUUAGUGAAGGAAGCAGUAGCUUCAAGAGCUUAUCUGCAGUUGGUUCAUUCAGCAAGAUCAGUGGCCGAGGCUCCGGAAGGAUUGCUGCAGAAAAUGAAUGUAUUGAUAAGCCUUGAAAAAACAUGGGUUGUCAGUCAAGGACAUUCUCUUUCACACAAUGGGAGAAAAAUCGAGCAAUCAUGGUCAGUGCUAGACCCAUUAGUUAUAUAUGUUAGAUGGAAGGGAGGUCCAUAUGUAGAUUUUGGGGGAAAAUAAGCGAAGGAAAUAAGUUUCAUGGACUUGGUAAGUUUGAAAAUAGCUUCAUUGGGUCCUAUAUUUGUUGUAAUCUUUUGUUUGCUUUAGAUUGAAGUGGCGUUGGCCUUAUUGAGGGUGUAUUAAUUUAAAUGCCUGAAUUAAUAGUGAAAAAAUAUAUACCAAAAAUAAAAGAAA